This is a messenger RNA of Centruroides sculpturatus (bark scorpion), 921 nucleotides long. Its product is annotated as putative fatty acid elongation protein 4. Gene Ontology annotation, cellular component: endoplasmic reticulum membrane. The transcript has 2 exons. Gene Ontology annotation, biological process: very long-chain fatty acid biosynthetic process; fatty acid elongation, polyunsaturated fatty acid; fatty acid elongation, monounsaturated fatty acid. The coding region runs from base 103 to 921 and encodes 272 amino acids. The record is from RefSeq and is a predicted model, not a curated record. Gene Ontology annotation, molecular function: fatty acid elongase activity. NCBI's taxonomy places the organism in Eukaryota, Metazoa, Arthropoda, Arachnida, Scorpiones, Buthidae.
CUCGUCGUGUGAAAAUCCAGUCUUCACGAACUAUUUUUCAUUGAGUAAUAAUAAGUAAGACUUUUGUGCAGCACUUUAUUUGCAUUUUGACGUUAUUCAAGAAUGAAAAAUUACAACAGAACGAUUCCAGUAGAACCUCUGUUUUUCGAAACAGUUUUCACUGCUGGUGCUGUGAGAAAUUUCUUUUGCACUUACUGGCAUUAUUCCAUUUACAUAUCCAUCUUCUAUAUACUGGCCAUCAAGAUCCUUCAGCGUUACAUGAAAGAUCGACCUCCUUAUAACUUCAAUCGUGCGUUCACAAUAUGGAACGGGAUUUUGGCUGUUUACAGUAUUUGCAGCUCAAUUCGGUUAAUUCCAAUUUUGUUCGAACAAUUUAAACACUUUACUUUUUACGAAAUACUUUGUAACAAGAGUAUUGUAGAUAACACAUCACCGCUUCUGUUUUGGGCUACACUGUUUGCGUUUUCGAAAGUUUGGGAAUUGGGAGAUACAAUAAUGAUAAUACUUCAUAAAAGAAAAUUGAUGUUUCUUCACUGUUAUCAUCAUCCUACUAUGUUGAUUAUGUCAUGGUAUGCUUCUUACAAACGAUCGACCUAUUUAAUGAUGAUUGUCUACACUAAUCUCUAUGUACACUCAUUGAUGUAUACCUAUUUUACUGUAAAAUGCAUGAGUAUUAAAAUUUCUUCAACAAUUGCCAUGUUUAUUACUGCAACUCAAGUUACUCAAAUGUGGUUUGCAUUAUUGCUUACGUGUUGGAUGUAUUGGUUGCUUUUAAAUGAACAACCGUGUGACACUUCUUUUGAGAUUUUAAAAUUUGUCUUUGUUGUAGCGCUGUCAUAUCUGUAUCUGUUUACCCAAUUGUUUUAUAAAUCUUAUAUUUGCAGAUCUAAGGUAUAUGAAAAAAAAGAUAAAACACAGUAG